Cottoperca gobio is the source of this 3242-nucleotide messenger RNA. RefSeq names its product leucine-rich repeat LGI family member 2-like. The record is from RefSeq and is a predicted model, not a curated record. Gene Ontology annotation, molecular function: protein binding. The coding region runs from base 319 to 1725 and encodes 468 amino acids. Lineage: Eukaryota; Metazoa; Chordata; Actinopteri; Perciformes; Bovichtidae. Gene Ontology annotation, biological process: inhibitory synapse assembly. The transcript is spliced from 9 exons.
ACAGCAGAGCCAAAAAAAGUGACAUCGUAGCCGGAUCAACAAACGGGGGAGAGGCAGACAGGCAGCCUGUAUCCUGGCGUGUUGUUUCAUUAUUCGGGAUAAUAAUGCAGUCUUCCAAGAGGAGCGAAAGUGACUGGCAGGGGCUCGUGAGCGAGUUCCUGGUGUGUAAACGGAAGCUGGAGAGUAAGAAAGAGGCUCUGCUCAUUCUGUCCAAGGAGCUGGAUACCUGCCAGCAGGAGAGAGACCAGUAUCAGCUGAUGGCCAACCAGCUGAGGGAGCGGCACCAGGGGCUGAAGAAGAAGUACAGGGAACUCAUAGAUGGUGACCCCUCUUUGCCACCAGAAAAACGCAAUCAAGCUUUUGAAUUCCAAUUCUCUUACAACAGUACAAGAUGAUGCGUUCUCAGGCCUUUCACAUCUGGAGUAUCUGUUCAUUGAGAGCAAUAAGAUGGAGACUGCAUCCAGUAAUGCGUUCAGAGGACUCAGGGACUUGACUCACUUGUCUUUGGCAAACAACAACAUUAAAGCGUUGCCCAGGGACGUCUUCAUUGACCUGGACUCACUGAUAGAGCUGGACCUGCGAGGCAAUGCCUUUGAAUGUGACUGCCGUGCUAAGUGGCUGAUGACGUGGCUGAAGAACACCAACGCCACAGUGUCGGAUGUCGUGUGUGCUGGACCAGAGGACAUGAAGGACAAGCGCCUCAAUGAUAUGAACAGUCUGCACAACGAAUGCAUUUCAACGGAUUUCGUCCUCCAUCAGUCCGUGGCAUCUGAGUCUCUGUCUGUGGACACGUUCAGCUAUAAGAACGAUGUCUACGUGACGAUCGCUGCUCCCAGCGCAGAGAGCUGUAUGGUUUUCCAAUGGGACCACAUAGAAAUGAACUUCAGGACUUAUGAUAACAUCACAGGUCAGUCCAUUGUGGGCUGCAAGUCAGUUGUCAUCCAGGACCAGGUGUUUGUCAUCGUGGCUCAGCUCUUUGGUGGUUCCCACAUCUACAAGUUUGAUGAGGACCAAAGCAGGUUCAGCAAGUUUCAGGACAUUGAGGUGUCCAAGAUCUCCAAGCCCAAUGACAUUGAAGUAUUCCAGAUCGGCUCUGACUGGUUCUUUGUGAUUGCUGACAGUUCAAAAGCCGGCCUGUCCACCCUCUACAAGUGGAACGAUAAGGGCUUUUAUUCAUACCAGUCGCUGCAUGAGUGGUACCGCGACACAGGUGCAGAGUUCCUGGACUUGGAUGGGAAGGCCCACCUUAUCUUGGCAAGCCGCUCACAGGUGCCUGUGAUCUACCAGUGGAGUCGGAGCAACCAGAAGUUUGUCCUUCAGGGCGAGAUCCCUCACAUGGAGGACGUUGUAGCUGUAAAGCACUUCCGGAUCAAGGAGGAACUCUACCUGGCUAUGACGCGCUAUAUUGGUGACUCCAAAAUCCUGCGUUGGGGUACCAAACAGUUUGCCGAGGUCCAGGCCUUGCCAUCACGUGGCUCCAUGAUCCUCCAGCCGUUUUCCUUCAAAGAGCGUUACUAUCUGGCGUUGGGAAGUGAUUACACCUUCUCGCAGAUCUACCUGUGGGAUGAUGAGAACAAACUCUUUGACCGCUUCAAGGAGGUGUACAUCCAGGCUCCGCGCUCCUUCACUGUGGUUUCCACUGACCGCAGGGACUUCAUCUUCACCUCCAGCUUCAAGGGAAACACACAGAUCUUUGAACACAUCAUCAUUGACUUGAGCUUGUGAGGGGCUCCGCUUCAUUGUCCCUCCUGCAAUCGAACGUCUUCCACUGAAAAGAUACAUUUGUGAAUGGAAAAGAAAGGAGCAGAAAAGACUUAAUGAACUGUCAAAUAUCAAUUCCUCCAUAAGUUUCUGUGGCGAAUACGAGCUGGGUCAAGUGGUGUUUAGAAUCCUUUUAGUUUUUAAGGUUUCUUGACUUUCUUAAUGGCCUUGUCCAUCUGUUCUCAUGGUCUCUCUUUCAGAGACUCUCCCAUUUCACAAAGAGGGUGGACAAUUGUACAAGGAGGCUGGUAUUCUCCUAAAAAUCCAGCUAACAUUCCUGAAGGUGGAAAUAUUUGACAUAUAAUUUGAUCUAUUUGGAUCCAUCUAUAGGUUUAGUAUCCCCUGUGUUAAUGGUUUUAUACCCCAAAUAAUACACACCAGGACCUGAGAGAAAAAUAAUAUUACUAAUUCUGUUUUUGGGGUAUGUAACAGGUGUGGUUGCUCAUGCCGCUCAUACCUGUGGUAAUGUACAGUCUGUUGCCUUAUCAGCACUGGGUUCUGUGUUCUGAUGGGCCCAGAGUGCCUCCCUCUGGCCGUGAUAAAGUAUCACACCCCUUUGCUUUUUCCGUACAGGGAAUGUCUUGAAAGCACAAACCUUUAAUUACGUACCCGAGACCCCAACCCUUAGAGCGUAGUUGUUAGGUGGACAAUGUUACUGUAGGUGCUAUAGAUUAUACUGCGUACAGUAAAAAAAAAAAGAAACAGUUUGUUCUUUUAGGAGGUGAAAUAUUCAGGACUGGAUAUAGCUAAUUCCUUUUUCAACAAACACGUGAAUGAAAUAACCUUUUAGUCCAGACGAAGAUAGAAGCUCUUUUUAUCCAUUUAGAGUUCCAGUGAUGUCAGGGAAAUAAACAUACUUAUACGUUUGAAAUAAUAACAACAGUUGUUGUUCUACUGACAUAAUUUGACUUUUCUUUUUCGAAUAUAUAUAUAUAUAAAAAAUGAAAGAAACGGCUCCUCACCGCAGAAGUCAUUAAGUCAAGCAAAUAAAUUUGACAAAAAGAUGUCAUUUGUCCACAAAUGAAGGAAACAAUGUUGAUGUAAAUAUAUUCACAAGUUGAGAGGCUUUUUCUGUCUGUCAUUCUCUUCUUACUAAUACUGAAUGUUGACUUACAAGCUACAAAAUGUACAAAAAACAUGGACUGCAAUGCCACUACCUGUUUGUCACACAAAACCUGAACGGAUCUUUGAACUUACUUUUAAAAAAUAAAACGUUACUACAGCUUGCAAGCGCAUGACAUUCAAAAAAGGGUGUUUGCCAAAUUCUUUUUAAAUGAACCUAACAAACGCCGAAGUCUUAAAGUGCUUCUACUCAUUACGUGAACGUUAUUGUAAUUAAAAAUGUAAAAAGCAUACUGGAAUAUGAAAGCUUUACAACAUGCAGAUUCUUUUGUAUGAUUUUGUUUUAAGCAUAUUGAAUGUUACUCAAAAUAUACUGUAAAUUUAAUCAGUUGGGUAUCAAAAUAAAUGUGUCAACGUAC